AUAGUUGGAUCAUUUCAAAAAUCCAUACUUACAUUAGACUAUAUAAGAUAGUUUAACAAUUCAGUUAAUUUCAGAAACAAGAAACAUUGCCGCCAUGAGAUAUUUGGAAAUUCCGGUGAAUAUUUCCCGAGCAAGCAGCUGCGAGAGCACUCAAAGCACCACCAACAUCAUCCCCUCCUCCUUCGCCCGCUCCACCUCCUACGUCGACAUCUCCGACCUCGACUACGCGGAGGAGCUCUACCACCGCACCGUCGUCCACGGCGGCGACACUCCCUCCUCCGCCGCCGCCUUCCGCCGCCUCGACAGAAUCCGCGGCGGCCGCAGCACCGUCGCCUCCUUCCUCCGGUCCCUCCUCUCCCUCAUCACAUUCCCCUCCCUCCUCCCCUCCUGCCGCCUCUCCAACACCCCCUCCCUCGGCCGGAAGGUCACCGGAACCCUAUUCGGGCGCCGCCGCGGCAAUGUCAGCUUCGCAGUCCAGUACGAUCCGAGAUCCGUCCCCGUCUUCCUCGUCGAAUUCGCCGUCUCCACCGCCACGCUGGUGAAGGAGAUGUCGGCGGGGAUGCUGAGGAUCGCGCUGGAGUGCGAGAAGCCGCCCCCGGCAGAAUCGAGGCCGCGGAGGUCGGCGUCGCGGCUGUUCGGGGAGCCGGUGUGGAAGAUGAACUGCAACGGGAGGCAGUGCGGGCACGCGCAGGUGCGCGAAUGCAAUGAGUCGGACUGGCACGUGCUGAGCACGGUGCAGAGGGUGUCGGUGGGGGCAGGGGUGAUCCCGGUGGUGGAGGAGGCGGGGAAAGGGAAAGCGGCGGAGAAGGGCGAGCUGGUUUAUAUGCGGGGCCGGUUCGAGCGGGUCGUGGGGAACCGGGACUCGGAGGCGUUUUAUAUGCUUAACCCGGAUGGGAAUAGCGGACCGGAGCUCGGGAUUUUCUUGCUUAGGAUUUGAUGUAAAAAAGAAUUACUUAAGCUAAAUGAGAUUUUAAUUAUAUUUAGUGUUUUUUAUAUGUGUUUUUCUUGGAUGGGAUGAGGGAGUAGGAAAUGCAGUUGGGUUGUGUGUGGUGUAGGUAACUUUUUUCGCCCGUUCUGCCGACUUGGCCAUCCACAGACAGAGUUGGCAGUUUUGUUCUUCAGUCUUCGUAGUGUGUUAUGGCCUUUGUACUUUGUUACUUCAAUAAAUGUUCACUUUGCUAAAA
Messenger RNA from Salvia splendens (bonfire salvia), 1184 nucleotides. Its product is annotated as protein MIZU-KUSSEI 1. The coding region runs from base 95 to 937 and encodes 280 amino acids. NCBI's taxonomy places the organism in Eukaryota, Viridiplantae, Streptophyta, Magnoliopsida, Lamiales, Lamiaceae. The transcript has a single exon. Gene Ontology annotation, biological process: hydrotropism. The record is from RefSeq and is a predicted model, not a curated record.